Molecule: messenger RNA, 1024 nt
Organism: Salarias fasciatus (jewelled blenny)
Lineage: Eukaryota; Metazoa; Chordata; Actinopteri; Blenniiformes; Blenniidae
Product: aquaporin-1-like
Exons: 4
Coding region: 2-790 (262 amino acids)
Biological process (GO): carbon dioxide transmembrane transport; renal water transport; hyperosmotic response
Cellular component (GO): membrane
Molecular function (GO): water channel activity; carbon dioxide transmembrane transporter activity; ammonium channel activity
Source: RefSeq, a predicted model, not a curated record
GAUGAGGGAGGUACGAACCAUGCUCUUCUGGAGGGCGGUGGCUGCUGAGUUCGUGGGCAUGCUGCUCUUCAUCUUCGCCGGUCUGUCCACCAUCGUCGGGGGAGGCCAGCCUGGGACGGCCCUGGAGCUGAAGGUGUCUCUGGCCUUCGCGCUCGCCAUCGCCACGCUGGCGCAGAGCUUGGGGCACGUCAGCGGCGCCCACCUCAACCCGGCGGUCACGCUGGGCCUCAUGUUCAGCUGCCAGAUCAGCGCGGUGCGCUGCGUUUGCUACAUCCUGGCUCAGAUGGUGGGAGCCGUCACGGCCAGCGUCAUCGUGAAUUCAUAUAAACCCGGAGAGGCUCUGGGAGUCAACCAGCUGAAUGUCGGAGUGGGAGCGGGCUUCAUCAUCGAGUUCUUCGCCACCCUGCAGCUGGUGCUGUGUGUGAUCGCAGUGACCGAUCAGCGACGGAGCGACGUGAGGGGGUCGGCGCCGCUCGCCAUCGGGCUCUCGGUGGGACUCGGUCACUUCGCUGCAAUCAGUUUCACCGGCUGUGGCAUCAACCCCGCUCGCUCCUUUGGACCAGCUUUGAUCCAAGGAAAAAUGAAAGACCACUGGGUGUACUGGCUGGCGCCGUUGUGCGGCGGCAUGGCGGCCUCUCUCAUCUACGAUUUCAUGAUUUUUCCACAAGCUCGUAACCUGCGCUCCCGCGCCAGCGUCCUCCUCAACGGCCCCGAAGACAGAAACAACUUGAUGGAAGCGUCUGCGGAGGAAGACAGCAGGCCGGGGCCGAGUCACUGGCCCAAACAGUGAAUGAUUGAUCUGUUUUAACAGCAGAUCACAAUAAAUACUGCAUUUUGAAUAGUUUCCUCAGUCAUACCUGAUAAUAUUUAACCUGACAGGCCGUUUAUGUCCUCUUUGAAGUUUAUAUCCUCUUUGAUUUUCCUUUGUCUUCAGUCUUUCCAAGAUAUUCUGCAUUGGCUUUACGCAGAUGACACACUCUUAUACUUUGUGCUUUAUUCAGCUUCAUUAUUAGCAGUGUUUCCA